AGGGGAAGAGAGGCGGAUUGUUUCGUGGAGAACUUCGGGAGCGGGAGGGGCUUCAGGCACGAAGGAGACUUUGGCGAGGCUGAGUUAAGAGCCGCAGAGGGACCCAGGCGUCCGAGCAUCCGUCGCUCUUCCCCUACCCCCCUCCGCGGGAUCAAGCUUCCUCCGUGUUUGCACAUGUCGAGAACACGGCCGGGGUUGCUUGGAUACACAAUCCGAUGAGAUCCAUAUCGUGGUAACUGAUUCUUGCUGGUGGCUGGUCACAUUUCCCUCAUGCCGCUUGGACUAGGCCGUCGGAAGAAGGCCCCCUCUUUGGUGGAAAAUGAGGAAGCUGAGCCCAUCCGCAGUAGCCUGGGUGGGAUGGGGGUUGGUGGGAUGGGUGGUGUGGCAGCACUUCAGCCUGGACUACCCCCUCCACCAGCCAGCCUCCGUCCUCGUCUUGUAUUCCACACCCAGCUAGCCCAUGGAAGUCCCACUGGCCGGAUUGAAGGCUUUACUAAUGUCAAGGAACUAUACAACAAAAUUGCAGAGGCCUUUAAAAUAUCCCCAACUGAGGUGAUGUUCUGCACUUUAAAUACCCACAAAGUGGACAUGGACAAGUUAUUGGGUGGUCAGAUUGGCCUGGAAGAUUUUAUCUUUGCCCACACAAAGGGCCAGAGGAAAGAAGUGGAAGUGUUCAAAUCUGAGGAGGCCCUGGGCCUGACUAUCACAGACAAUGGUGCUGGCUAUGCUUUCAUCAAGAGAAUCAAGGAAGGGAGUGUUAUUGACCGAAUCCAAAUUAUCAAUGUUGGGGACAUGAUUGAAUCCAUCAAUGGUCAAAGUCUCAUUGGCUGCCGGCAUUAUGAGGUUGCAAAAAUGCUCAAGGAUUUGCCCAAAGGUCACACCUUCACUCUGAAACUGACUGAACCCCGAAAGGCUUUUGAUAUGAUCAGUCAAAGAUCCAAAGGAGGCAAAAACAGUGGAUGUGCUCAACUUGGCACAGGAAGGGGCACUCUGCGUCUUCGGGCCAAGGGACCAGCCACCGUGGAAGAACAGCCCUCUGCAUUUGAGGAAAAGGCCAUUGAGAAAGUUGAUGAUCUUCUGGAGAGCUACAUGGGUAUCCGUGACACAGAGCUAGCUGCUACCAUGGUGGAGUUGGGCAAGGACAAGCAAAAUCCUGAUGAAUUUGCAGAGGCAUUGGAUGAGCAGCUGGGUGAUUUUGCCUUCCCAGAUGAGUUUGUCUUUGAUGUCUGGGGAAGCAUUGGAGAUGCCAAGGUUGGGCGCUACUAGGACUGGAAACUUGCUGGACCCCACCCACAGAACCUAUGGACAGACCAGUGGUGAAUCUGGCACACUACAGCACCCUUCCCUCGAUGCUGGGCCCACUUAUCGGGAGGGAUCCUAGAGCAAUAAGUAAUUUGCAUUAUUGACCGGAGUGUAAUGUGAACUGGGGGCAGAAUUGCUGCUUCCAGCCCCCUCUUGUUGGAAAUUCCCUCAGCCCUGGGUACAACCCAGUUUGCUCUGUUUCCUUGUCUGAGCUAGGUGCUACCAGUUGCUUCAUACAGUUUGCUAUUCUUAGAGAGGUAUGGCUGCUGCAGGUUGUAUUUCUCAGCUUAUUCUGGUUCGAGAAAGAGCAUCACUGGAAUAUCAGCUCAAGUUUAGAUGGAUGACAAGCAGUUUUCUUUGAGAAUGAGAUACUCUGCAUGGGAGCUGAAUGAAGUAGGGAUGGACAGAGUUGACUCUUUCAGCUCUAAUAAAACCUUGAGGAGAGAAGUGAGAUUUCAGUAAAGCUCCUAGCUCUGCAUAUUUGCUCUGAGCAGAUUGGUGCAUAAGGAGAGACAUUCCCUGGUUCUUCUGAAAGCUUGACCACCCUUCACCGGUCAUCUGUGUUGGUACAUGUACAGACAGCCCCUCCCAUUUGCUGUCUCCCCUUGAUCCUUGUAACUUAGACAUUAGGUAGAAGAUGCAACAGUGAUGCUUCUGCUGGGUUAGAAAAUAAUUUUCUCUCCAUCCCAUUACCAACAUUUAUUAGAUGUGUAUGAGUAGACAUCAGUUGUUAAAGAACUUCCAGCUGUCAAAUGCAACUGCUGAUUCUGCCCAGGCAUCAACUGCUGAACUUGGGUCUGUUAUGAUCAGUGGCCUCAAAGGUUGUGGCUGGGAAAUAAUUCACAGUGCAGUCAACAACUACAGAGAGCAGGUAUAGCACACGCAUGUAACUUCUAACCAGAGUACCUGUCCUCAUGGGUAGGUCUGGCACAUUCUGCUAUUUGAAUGUUACUCUCUCAGAACCAUUUGUGGUUUUCAGCUUCAUCCACCCAGCCCUUUUUAGUUCUAUAUCUGGGCUUUUAAUCCCUGCCAACUCAUGAUACGUGGAUAGUAUAAAGGUUAUUGUGUGUGUUGUCUCUUCCAGGGGAUGGGACCAUACUGAAUCAUUAGGUCAGUGGCAUUUUCUCCUCCACCCCACUAUUCCUAAGGAUAUUCCCCUUCUAGGCUGGCUAUAAUAAGCUCUUUUCAAAGUACGUUUUUCAAAAUUUGGGGGACUCUUUCUAGGAAGAAGGGCAGCAGCAGAAGUCCCUUGUUGUCCAGGUAUGGGCAUACCCUUCUUAAAGUCUGUCUUGACUAAUUUUGUCCUGCCGACCUACCUCCUAGGGUUGGCCCAGUUAAUGCCUGUAAUGCCUCUCCUCCCUCUUGUUAUUUAUAUUCUAUCACUCAUGUGCUCAUUCUCAAAUCCUGGGCCUCUCCCCUGUGCCACAAUCCAUUACUGUAAUUCCCCAGUAGUUCAGAAGACCUUCACUUACACCUUACAGCCUCAGUUCACCUACUGUAUCUCUAAAACACUAAUUCCAGAUAGGAUAUGGAGCUCGGGGAUCUCUGGAUCAUACCUCAAGCGCCGAGAGAGAGAGGCUUCUGCUAAGCCUUGCUGUUUCCUGUGUCCUGGCACUGGAAACCUCUUAGGGAGAUCAGGCACCAUGUCCUCCUUGGGCAUGUUUUUGUAUUCUGCAAGUAAAUUGUCUUUAAGAUAAAAUAUAUCAAUACUAUUAAA
Molecule: messenger RNA, 3019 nt
Organism: Candoia aspera
Lineage: Eukaryota; Metazoa; Chordata; Lepidosauria; Squamata; Candoiidae
Gene: GIPC1
Product: GIPC PDZ domain containing family member 1
Exons: 7
Coding region: 271-1266 (331 amino acids)
Molecular function (GO): protein binding
Source: RefSeq, a predicted model, not a curated record